Molecule: messenger RNA, 378 nt
Organism: Leptomonas pyrrhocoris
Lineage: Eukaryota; Euglenozoa; Kinetoplastea; Trypanosomatida; Trypanosomatidae
Exons: 1
Coding region: 1-378 (125 amino acids)
Source: RefSeq, a predicted model, not a curated record
AUGGAGUUCGUCAACGACCCUUUUGUUCUGCACGCCAUCGCGCUGAUCCUCACGCCGGUCUCCGUGCUGGUCUUCGUACUCCUCUGGAUAAACACACGCGAGGUGCGGCGAUUCAUGGCGAAUGCGCCGCUGCAGCAACCACAACCGCCGCCUCCGGUGCAGCGGUCAUGCAGGAAGCCGACGUACAUCGACCUCUUCACUGCCAACUCACCGUACAGCAUGAGCGCCAGCGCAGCGGCCGAUGCUCGACGGACGCCGCUCUUCACGGCUGAUGACAGCAGUACGUACAGCUGCUUUGGAGACUCACUCGUCCCACGGCCGUGGCUGCUCACCCCUGAAGACGCCCCUGCGCUGGACAUCGCACUAAACUGUGGUUGA